AUGCUGCUUCUCACGACAUGCUUGACUUUCGUUGACACAUUUACCGUCGGACUUGUCAAUCCCGUCUACCCGCAGCUCGUACAGAGCAAAGUCAUCGGCGCCACCUCUUACGCCAUGAUUAUGAGCGCGGCGAAUGCUGCAGCACUCGCCGGAUCCACGCUCUUCGGCCGGCUCUCCGAUCUUCACGGCCGGCGCGUGGCAAUCAUUGCGAGCACGUGCACCGCCUCGCUCGGUUACCUGUGCUACUUUGUCGGCUUCGCAUGCGAAGGCCACUCCGAUGUUCUGCGCCUCGCACUGCCCGCCGCUGGCCGCGUCGUCGGCGGGAUGGGCCGUGCCGCCCUCCCAGCGCCUCUGCUCGCGCUCCUCGCGGAGCUCGCGGGAGACCCGGCCUCCACCGGCCAG
Molecule: messenger RNA, 402 nt
Organism: Emiliania huxleyi CCMP1516
Lineage: Eukaryota; Haptophyta; Isochrysidales; Noelaerhabdaceae
Exons: 1
Biological process (GO): transmembrane transport
Molecular function (GO): transmembrane transporter activity
Source: RefSeq, a predicted model, not a curated record